This is a messenger RNA of Macrosiphum euphorbiae (potato aphid), 1209 nucleotides long. NCBI's taxonomy places the organism in Eukaryota, Metazoa, Arthropoda, Insecta, Hemiptera, Aphididae. The record is from the annotation of a GenBank genome assembly.
AUGGCUGUUGAUUCAAAAUACGCUCAUUUAAGUGGAAUUGCUUAUGACCAACCUGAUGUGUAUGAGACUUUCGAAUUGCCAGAAGAUGACCAACAACUUGAUUAUGCAGAAGAGGACAAUGAAGAUAUCGAACGCGUCAAAUUGGUUCCAACUGAAGCUUACAAACACUUUAAAGACAAAGUUGUCAGCUCAGACAAUAUAGACUUUUCUGAUAAAUUGGGCAGGUCGAUAAAAACUGGAUAUAAUUCAAACCAACUUUGGGAAUUAGCUGCACAGGGAGAAAAAGAAACUCCAUUACAAAAGUAUUAUAGAUUGAAGUUGGAAACUGAAGAAUUGGUUCAAGAAAUAAGUACUUUGCAGGAAAAUAAAAAUGAUCUUGAUGAGCAAUCAUGUACUAACAUAGGGUCUCAAGUACAAGAUGUUUUACUGAAAUUGUCUACAUUAAAUAUAGAGAAGUCUUUUGAACAACAAUUAGGAAAAUUAGGAAUAUCUGAAAUUGAUAAUUUACAAAAGUAUUUAGAAACUGUUACCGAGUUGCUCAAUAAACGACCAGAAAGCAGUGAUAAAACACAAGUUACAUCAGAAUGUGUUUCUGAGGCUUUGAAUUUCCAAGCACUAAUAAGACCUAAUAGGGCUCAACUUGAUCAAGUUUCUCAAAUUUCUCGAUUAGAAGAACGUUUGCGUAAAUUGGAAGCAACAAUUGGAACUGGUGCUUUAACACUGAAACGUUUAGGUGUUUGUGAAAGUGGAGGUUUGAUUGAGGCUGUUCGACUAUUAUUAGGGCAGCUAUCUGUUCUUAACCCAACUCAAUUGGAUGCAGUAGAUACUAGAGUCUCCAAUUUACUACCCAAACUUGAACAAACAGCAGCAAAACUAGAUUCUCAAGAUCCUGAAAAAGAUAAAAAAAUAAAUGAGCUAUAUGAAAUAAUUUUAAAAGCAACUCAAGAGUCACAUUUAUUACCUGAAGUUCUACAAAGGAUGGUAGCAUUAGAAUCACUGCACCAAAAAGUUGGAAAAUUAGUGAUGACAAUUAGUAACCUGAGUGCCCAGCAUACAGAAAAUUCUCAAAAUAUUGAAAAAAACGAAGAGUUUCUUAAAACUAUAGAAUCUCACAUUAAUCAAAACAUGGUUAAAAUGAAUUCUAAUAUGAAAUCUUUGUACGAACGAGUGGAAAUUGUUGCAGAAAAAUUAAAACAAUCUGAAGCUUAA